AUGUAUUUUCCAUUUCAAUCAAAAAGCAAUUUUUCAUCACCUAUUCAACAAGGUUUAACAUCAAAUCAAAUAGCCUCACAUGAAAAUAUUAAUAAAGAUAUGACAAUCUCACCAUUAUUAAAAAAUGAAGAUGAAAUCGAAACUGUUAAUGAAGUACUUGCAAUGGAAGAACGUAAUGGAAAAAUUUAUUAUAAAGUUAAUUUUACGGGUCAUUCACCUGAUUAUACAGCUUGGGUUUGUGAAGAUGAUUUAAUACCGGAAUAA
Adineta steineri is the source of this 264-nucleotide messenger RNA. Lineage: Eukaryota; Metazoa; Rotifera; Eurotatoria; Adinetida; Adinetidae. The record is from the annotation of a GenBank genome assembly.